This is a messenger RNA of Trypanosoma grayi, 579 nucleotides long. RefSeq lists its product as hypothetical. The record is from RefSeq and is a predicted model, not a curated record. The transcript has a single exon. The coding region runs from base 1 to 579 and encodes 192 amino acids. Lineage: Eukaryota; Euglenozoa; Kinetoplastea; Trypanosomatida; Trypanosomatidae.
AUGCAGCAGCCCUCGUCGCUGAAUGUCAGCGCGCCGCCCGCCCCUGUGAUCAAAAGCGCCGCGCCGGUGAAACUCACAUACGACGAGGUGCGGCGCGCCGCCGUGCUGUCGGUGAUGGAAGACUUCACGCGCCAGAAGCAGUACCGGCACCGCGUCGAGCACCUCAAAGCGACAGGCGGAAACGUGCAGGUGAUCCACAAGAAGGCUGUGGCUGACGCGAAUGGUGCUGCUGUCAGUAAAGAGAGCGCGACGCGGCUGCUGAAGGAGCAUUCGAGCGCCGCGUGGAGCGUAUUCUUUUACCAGUGGAGCCUUUUUGGCUUCACCGGUAUCUCUUCCGUCGCCACUGCGAUGGGCUUUUACCUCGCCAUAUACCACAACCGCAUGUUUCUCCCGCUCGGCCCAAUAGCGGCGGCGGUGACGUGGCGGAUGUGGGACUUGCUCGAGGCUGCAUGGGAACAGCAGCGGUAUAUCGAAAACGCAGCGCACCUGCGCGACGCUCGGAAGGGCAACCCAAUGCAUAUGGUAGCGAAGCGCGUGGGCAACAAGGAGGUAGCGGAACCUUUGGAGGACGUGGUGUAG